Messenger RNA from Suillus fuscotomentosus, 1154 nucleotides. RefSeq lists its product as uncharacterized. Lineage: Eukaryota; Fungi; Basidiomycota; Agaricomycetes; Boletales; Suillaceae. Gene Ontology annotation, biological process: regulation of DNA-templated transcription. The record is from RefSeq and is a predicted model, not a curated record. The coding region runs from base 136 to 1050 and encodes 304 amino acids. The transcript has 7 exons. Gene Ontology annotation, molecular function: zinc ion binding; DNA-binding transcription factor activity, RNA polymerase II-specific.
GCAUCCACGACCCUUAGAUCAGAAUUUUAGUGAUUUAGACCGAUUUCCCGGGUCCGUGACAAUGGUGUCCCCGUCCAUUUUCCACCCUUCUAACCUUCUCUGCUUCUUACUUCUAACAAGAUUUAGUAUAAAACGAUGAAGGAUCUUCCUCACGAAAAUCUACCUCCCAUACUUCCUAUUCAUCGUAUGGCAGAAAGCAUGGCAUACUCUUCCGCCCCUAACGCUUACCUUCCCCCAGCACCCUAUUAUCCACCUUCCGCUCACUCUCCUGGGCAUGCUCAUCUCAUAGCGCCCCAGCAACGCCAAGAGCCACAACAAAGGAAGCGUCCCAAGUAUACAAGAAGCAAGACUGGUUGUAUGACAUGUCGAGUCAAAAAAAUAAAGUGUGACGAGGCAAAACCUAACUGCAUGCGAUGCACUCAUGGGCAGCGAGACUGCACAUGGCCAGAAGGCGUUCCCACCCGCAAGAAAUCAACAUCUCGGAAAGAUAGUGUCGACGGCCGCCCAUCCACUGCCGAUUCAUCAGGACUGUCGGAAACUUCAACACCUCCUACUCGGGACAGCACGCCUGCAAAAGCUCGUGUAUCUAGCGAUUACAACCAACCUCCAAUGUCCCGUCGACACAGUGAUCUUUUUGCUCCAGUACCUCAAGUGAAAUACGAGGAAGACCCUCAUCUCAGGCUCGGGCCAGAGCCCGAUGCUGCGCGACGUCAGAUAGCUCCACAAGGUUACCCCGUGCAUCCAAAUCAGAAUUCCAAUGUUUUAUCAAUGAUAUCCGAGAUGCAGCCAUACCCUCCUCACCGAUACGACUCUGCUUACGCUACUCCAGCUACUCAUUUACAUUCACCAGCUCCCUCACGACACGUUCCCCCUCCUCAAUCUCAACACCAUGUUAAUAUGCGAUCUAUGAACCACCAACCACCCCCUCAGCACUGGAGCCAGCCUCAAAUGAUGCAGAGUGUAAACCCCAUGGAUCCUUUUUUCCCACACCCCCAGGAGAGGCAUUUAGUGGCACAUUCGUCUAAUGAUCAUCACCCUAGAUACCCAUAAGAUUCAUGUUUCUCUUUGAUUUUUCUUAAAGAUCCGUCAUGACAUUUAAUAUUUGAGCAUCAUUUUGGCCAUCCCCUCUAAGAAUCCAGUUGUCGCUUCCAAAU